AUGGAUGCGCGGCGCCUCGAGCGGCCCCUGCGGCACUUCUGGAGGAGCACUGGCUUCUGCCCUCCUCUGCCUCAUAGCCGAGCUGAUCUAUUUGACCUGAGCAAAGACCAAGAGAUGAAUCUUGCCUACAUUUCUUCUGUUCCGCAUGAUGGCAUUGAGCAAGUUCGAAUUCACUGGUUACUGGAACUAGUUACUGUCAGGGUGACAAAUGGAAAACUUCACUACAAUUUUACUGCCUUGGAUAACCUUAUGGAUCACCUAUGGGAGAAUAAAUUAAUUCCAGGAUUUGAAUUGAUGGGAAGUCCAUCAGGAUUUUUUGUAAAUUUUGAAGAUAAAGACCAGGUAGUAAGAUGGAGGAACUUAAUUAGACUUCUGGCCAGGAGAUACAUAGGUCGAUAUGGAUUGGAACAUGUUGCUAAAUGGAAUUUUGAAACUUGGAAUGAACCAGAUCAUCAUGACUUUGAUAAUGUGUCUAUGACAGUUAAAGGGUUUCUCAACUAUUAUGAUGCUUGCUCAGAAGGACUAAGAGCAGCCAGUCCUCUACUGAAAUUUGGUGGGCCAGGAGACUCCUUCCACCCCUUCCCCAAGUCACCCAUAUGCUGGAGUCUUCUACAUCACUGCUACAAUGGAACCAACUUCUUCACAGGAGAGACUGGUGUUAGGCUGGACUAUAUCUCUCUCCAUAAAAAGGGAGCUGGGAGUUCUCACUACAUCUUGCAACAAGAAGUGGACACAGUUGAGCAAAUUCAGAAGCUCUUUCCAAAUUUUGCUUCUGUUCCCAUAUACAAUGAUGAAGCAGAUCCGAUGGUUGGAUGGUCAGUUCCACAGUUGUGGCGAGCCGAUGUCACCUAUGCAGCUAUGGUGGUAAAGAUAAUCAUCCAGCAUCAAAACCUGCUGAUUUCCAACCCUAACAACACCAUCAAUUAUACUUUGCUGAGUAACGACAAUGCCUUCAUGAGCUACUACCCCCAUUACUUCACCCAGAGGACUCUAACUGCACGGUUUCAGAUGAACAACACAAAGCCACCACAUGUCCAGAUGGUGCGGAAACCAGUACUAACUGUCAUGGGCUUACUGGCACUCCUAGGAGAAAAGCAGAUUUUUGCAGAAGUACUCAGCAGUGAUGGCAAGAGCGCAGAGAACAGCACGGUUGGCGCCCUGGCAUCUCUGCACACACCAUCUGAGCAGCAGACGUCCGACAGCUGGCAAGUGACUCUACUGUUAUAUUUAAGUGAAGAUAACAGGACUUCAGCCAACAUCAGUACUGUCACUGUGAAUGUCACCCAUUUACCCAGAUUUGAAGAUCUGGUCUAUGCGACAUACUAUCUGGACAACAACCAAACAAAUCCCUACCUGACAUGGAAAAAACUAGGAAGCCCUGACUUUCCUUCGCCAGAACAAUUCCAGCAAAUAAGGGAUGCUGAGGACCCCUUGGCAUCGGGCCCAUUCCCAGUCCCUGAAGGUGGCGCCCUGAUCCUGAAACAAGAUUUCCCUGUUCCUUCUGUAUUUCUCAUCCACAUAUGUGCAAGACCUAGUUCUGUUCCUGAUCAAGUGACUGGUGUUCGUUUGAUCCCUCUCACGAAGGGGCAGGUUAUUGUGUUGUGGGAUGAUGGCUGUGUGAAUUCAAGAUGUAUAAAAACAUUUGAAGUGGAAUUCUCAUCAGAUGGAAAAGCAUAUCAGAGGAUUAAUGCCAAAGACACAAUAUUCACUCUCUGGGUCUACAGUCCAGGAAGCUCAGUCUCCGGCUUUUACAGAGUGCGUGCCAUUGACUACUGGGGGAAGGCUGGCCUGCCCUCUCUUCCUGUAAAGUAUGUCGAGACUUUCAAGCAAGUCUGAAGAGUGGUGCCUGGCUUGGUGGCUGGGUGGUGAAUGCUCCCCUGCGGAUGACAACUCUCCAGAAAAAUAUACUCCUCCCAAGCUGAGGAGGGAGUACAGAACGGACCCAAUGAAGCAAGCUAAGAAUGCAAGUUAGAAGCAACUGCCUCUAUUAACUCUUCAGAACUCAAAGGCAACUUUACCAAGCAAGCAUAUCCAACAACCCAACUGGUAGAA
Tinamus guttatus (white-throated tinamou) is the source of this 2052-nucleotide messenger RNA. It is a transcript of the gene IDUA, whose product is annotated as alpha-L-iduronidase. The record is from RefSeq and is a predicted model, not a curated record. NCBI's taxonomy places the organism in Eukaryota, Metazoa, Chordata, Aves, Tinamiformes, Tinamidae. Gene Ontology annotation, biological process: carbohydrate metabolic process. Gene Ontology annotation, molecular function: L-iduronidase activity.